GCCAAGCCAAUUCCGGCCGGGCCGGAAAGAAAUGAUGAAGGGCUGUCGCUUCCUGAAGCUCGGGGUGAAUAUUGUGUACCAUAGAGUUGGAAGAAAUAUUGGGCGAGGGUUUAUUCGCGAUUAACAAGAUUCGGGGUAGUGAAAAACAGGAUUUAAAACAUGGAUAGUCGCUUACAAGAGAUCCGGGAGCGACAGAAGUUACGGCGACAGCUCCUCGCGCAGCAGUUGGGAGCAGAAAGUGCCGACAGCAUUGGAGCUGUGUUAAAUAGCAAAGAGGAGCAGAGAGAAAUUGCUGAAACAAGAGAAAGCUGUAGUUCUUCCAUUUUACUUGUCAGGGCUUCCUAUGAUACUUCUGCUCCAAAUGCAAAACGUAAGUACUUGGAUGAAGGAGAGGUAGAUGAAGACAAAGUGGAAGAAUAUAAGGAUGAACUAGAACUACAGCAGGAAGAAGAAAAUUUGCCAUAUGAAGAAGAGAUUUACAAAGAUUCUAGUACUUUUCUUAAGGGAACACAGAGUUUAAAUCCCCAUAAUGAUUACUGCCAACAUUUUGUAGACACUGGGCAUAGACCUCAGAAUUUCAUCCGGGAUGUAGGUUUGGCUGACAGAUUUGAAGAAUAUCCAAAACUGAGGGAACUCAUUAGGUUAAAGGAUGAGUUAAUAGCUAAAUCUAACACUCCUCCUAUGUACUUACAAGCAGAUAUAGAAGCCUUUGACAUCAGAGAACUAACACCCAAAUUUGAUGUGAUUCUUUUGGAACCUCCUUUAGAAGAAUAUUACAGAGAGACUGGCAUUACUGCUAAUGAAAAAUGCUGGACUUGGGAUGAUAUCAUGAAGUUAGAAAUUGAUGAGAUUGCAGCACCCCGAUCAUUUAUAUUUCUCUGGUGUGGUUCUGGGGAGGGACUGGACCUUGGAAGAGUGUGUUUACGAAAAUGGGGUUACAGAAGAUGUGAAGAUAUUUGUUGGAUUAAAACCAAUAAAAACAAUCCUGGGAAAACCAAGACUUUAGAUCCAAAGGCUGUUUUCCAGAGAACAAAGGAACAUUGCCUUAUGGGGAUCAAAGGAACUGUGAAGCGUAGCACAGAUGGGGACUUUAUUCAUGCUAAUGUUGAUAUUGACUUAAUUAUCACAGAAGAACCUGAAAUUGGAAAUAUAGAAAAACCUGUAGAAAUUUUUCAUAUAAUUGAGCAUUUUUGUCUUGGAAGAAGACGUCUUCAUCUAUUUGGAAGAGAUAGUACAAUUCGACCAGGCUGGCUUACAGUUGGACCAACGCUAACAAACAGCAACUACAAUGCAGAAACGUAUGCAUCCUAUUUCAGCGCCCCAAAUUCCUACCUGACUGGAUGUACAGAGGAAAUUGAGAGACUUCGACCCAAGUCGCCUCCACCCAAAUCUAAAUCUGACCGGGGUGGUGGAGCUCCCAGAGGCGGAGGGAGAGGGGGAACUUCCACUGGCCGUGGUCGAGAAAGAAAUAGAUCCAACUUCCGAGGAGAAAGAGGUGGCUUUAGAGGGGGCCGUGGAGGAGCACACAGAGGGGGCUUUCCACCUCGAUAACUUUUACACAUUGAUCCUCCUUGUAGGCCCCUCUGCCCCUUUUCAUUGUGGGAGAUUUUAGGACUUCAUUCCAGCUUGCGCUUAGGUAUAGUUUCUCUAAGCUACCAGGAGCAGCUGUGCCCCUUCUCUUGCAGUUGUCACACACACCGUUUCUGAUUUGGUGUAGGAUAAAUGAGUGAUCUUGCUGUUGUCAUGUGCAUCUGCCUGGCCAGAAUUGAAUAACGCAAGUAGCUUCACCUUCAGGGACCGCGUUUACUCUAAUUCCAACUCAUUGCAAAGGCUUUUACUCUUUAGAAAUAGUUGAACACAGAUGACUUGAUCUGUGGUUAUCAUCCUAGUGCUGACAGUAUAAGGCACAUCCUGCCACUGCUGUCACAGUAAAGGGGAAACUGUUUGGGAGACCUGAUAGACUGGAGUUGGACAGAUGGUCAGCUUGUGUCAGGGUUUUACCAGUUGCUUGCUGAAAUGAUAAAAAAAAGUAGACUUCAGGGGUCUUUUUUCCUUUAAAAUUUUUUUAAAAAUAAAUUUUAAUUUUGUGUAGCUAAAAUGACACUUAAUCAUGCCUCUCAAGAAGCAAAUGAGGACAAAUAUCCCAGUAUUAGGUCUCUGGUGUAGAUUUGAACUUCACUGACCUUCAGAGCAGUCUCAUACUCCAACAAAGUAAAAGUAAUGGAAGCAUUAAUAGAGACGCCUGGUCUCUACUGGGUUUGCCAUAAACAUUUGGGGGAAUAAAUACUUGGUGAUGAGGGAUGACAUAAACCUUGAUAUUGAAAAAAUUUCAUGUAAAAGCAAUACAGAAAACCUUCAACUGAAGAAUGUAACUUGGAAAAUGGAACUGAAGUUCCUUUUUACUAAAACCAUAUGGUGUGAUACUUGUUUUUAAGGGGCUGGUUGUGCAGACCAGUUAGUUGUAUAUUACUUCAUGCUGUUAUUUCUCUUCCUAUAUUGUAACUUACGUUUAAAUGAAUUUGAUGAAAUUAUACUAUUAUUCUUGACAAAUGCUUUAUUUUUUACAAUUUUCUAAUGAAACUUUAAACCUUUGAAAUUUGAGUCUUGUUUUCUGUAACUAGAAUUACUGUUAGUACAUGAAGUGGGCCAGGAAUUUGUUUUAUUCCAGAGUAGUUGUCUUUUGUAGACACAUUUGCAUAUUAAGCAUGGGAGAAUUUACUAGCUGCCAUUUAUCUAUCUCUUCUGUUUUUUUAACUUUGGUUUUCUCAUGUUAAGAAAAGCAAGAGUAGUGAAAGAGUACCUUUGUACAUAGCCAAUGACUUUGGCCUCCGAGGUGGGGAGCCUAUAGUGAGGGUGAAAAUUUGAAAGCCUGUCCCCUGGGUAAGCUGGGCAUCACUUGUGAACCCCAGCUAAUUGUCAGUACAGAGGGAAAAGAGUCAUGUGAUGUUCAUGUGAAAUCUUCCUAAUUUUUAAGAGGUUGAUAAUUAGUUUGCAGCCUUUGCUUACCCUUUCAGGAGCUAAAAUGUUUUAAAAUUAGACUACCUAAACACUGCAUGCAUAUUUUAAUUUCUGUCCUGUAAAUACUAUGUGACCAAAUUUACUAAAAGAAGAGGAAAAAAAGUUACUCUCUUGGAACAAGGAAUCAUUUCAUUUUGAAACUACACUAUAUAGUUGGUUUACUUUGGAACAAACACCAAUAAGAUUGCAGACAUGGGUGAUAAUUUAAAGUUGCCUAUGUAGUUGUGAGGACUGCAAGCCACCCAUCUGCUCAAUGGGAGAAAAUGCAGACAUUUAGGCCAAACUGUCAUAAAACACCUCUUAAGACAAUCCUAUACUUGUACAAAUUCGUAAUUUACAAUUGUUAGUAUCAUACGAGAAUGACCUCAUCAUGUUGCUUUUAUAUAUAUGUUUUAUCUUUUUAAAAGCAGAGGACAAAAAGUCAAAAUAAUUUUUUGAGAUAUAUUAGAAGCUUGUAGUGGUGGUUAAAUAAUGCAGGUAAUUGUGUAAAUGUCUUGUGAUAUUGGUUGUUAUUUUAUAGGCUUAUGCGUUUCAAAACAACUUCUGGGUUGUCUUUAAUACUUGGUAAAAAAUAAGAUUGUGAUAUAAUAUUGACCAUAAUUUAGGUUAGUUACAUAGGUAGAGUCUUUGGCCUCGUCUAAGUAGCAAGGCUGAUAGCAUGGUAAGUACAGGCUCAGUUUUAUAGCUUACAUUUCUUUCCCCCAAGUAUAGUGAGAGUAGAGAACUUUGACUAAGUUUGGACAAAGGUAGUAAAGCUUCCCUGUGGCUAGAGGUGCACAUGCAGUUAGGUUUAUUAUAAAAACAUGACUUUUUUUUAUUAGAACGAGACUAUCUUUUGCACACUAAUUUACUGUUAGAAUUCAUAUGCUGCUUAAAUCUUGCCCAAUUCAUAAAUGUAAUAACCUUUAUGCCACGUAGGCAUAUUAGAUCCUGAAGUAUUGAUCAGGAAACAUAAAUCUAAAUGCUAUCUAUUAAUCUAAAUAUUAAUCUUUUCGCUGUCCCCAUGGGAUAGCAUAAAACUGUUCUUCAGAUAUGGAUGAUAUAUAUUUAACAGUUUUUUAUGGACCUAGGGAACAGCUCAGCCUGACAAAUACUGGGCUUGUAUAAAAGGUCUUAAAGUUACAAAUUUUUGUUGCAAGAGUUUAUUUUUAUAACUAGUAACAAUUUAAAAAUAUAUGUAAAAAGCAUAGCUUAAUUCUUAUGCAACUCAUACAUUAGUGAAACUGUAUCUGCAAUCAUUACUGUAGUUUCUUUACCUGGAGGCUGGUAAUACUGCCUGCCCAAACUGACUUUGUUUGUGUUGUUAAAACUGGAUUUUCAUGUUUGGAUGACAGUAACUCUGGAAAUCAUGUGUAUGAUGCUGUAUUUUGGGAAGUGGGAGAGUUUAGCCUGGAUAAGACAUAAUAGGGACAUACAUGUGAUACCUUUGAACUACCUGAAAACUACUGUCAAGUGAAGAAGGAAUUCAUUUUUGGCCACAAAACAUAGAGCACUUGCACCCACUGGAAGGAGAAUUUUCAAAGAAAAAAGCCUGCUAAAUAAAAUUUUCUAACAGGA
Molecule: messenger RNA, 4575 nt
Organism: Chinchilla lanigera (long-tailed chinchilla)
Lineage: Eukaryota; Metazoa; Chordata; Mammalia; Rodentia; Chinchillidae
Gene: Mettl14
Product: methyltransferase like 14
Exons: 11
Coding region: 160-1551 (463 amino acids)
Cellular component (GO): RNA N6-methyladenosine methyltransferase complex; nucleus
Molecular function (GO): mRNA binding
Source: RefSeq, a predicted model, not a curated record